Messenger RNA from Paralichthys olivaceus (Japanese flounder), 5007 nucleotides. It is a transcript of the gene plekhf2, whose product is annotated as pleckstrin homology domain containing, family F (with FYVE domain) member 2. Lineage: Eukaryota; Metazoa; Chordata; Actinopteri; Pleuronectiformes; Paralichthyidae. Gene Ontology annotation, biological process: endosome to lysosome transport; endosome organization. Gene Ontology annotation, cellular component: early endosome. The record is from RefSeq and is a predicted model, not a curated record. Gene Ontology annotation, molecular function: phosphatidylinositol binding; metal ion binding.
GUGUUUGACUCCUCUGUGUUUGACUCCUCUGUGUUUGACUCCUCUGUGUUCAGUAUCUACUGUCUGACUCAGAUGAGCAGAGUCUGUCCAGCUGCGUUGAGUGGUGAGUGCUGUGUUUUCCCACGGUGCAGUGUUCCUGAAGGCAGCGCGGCGCUCCGCUGCCAUGUUGUUGUGAGAGUCCGGAGCAGCGGGACCGAGGCGCACCGAGGCGGACUGAGAGUCGGAGAGUGUCGGUGUGUGUCAGCGGACACUCGGUGAGCAAGGAGCCGCCGCUCCUCGGACCCUGUGCGGACCCAGCUCAGCUCUGUGUGGAACUCUCUGUCCGGUGAGGUGAAGAUGGUGGACCGGCUUGCGAACAGCGAGGCCAAUUCCAAGCGCAUCGCGGUGGUGGAGGGCUGCUUUGGCGCUGCAGGUCAGCCGCUGGCCAUCCCUGGCCGCGUUCUGAUCGGCGAGGGCGUCCUAACUAAGCUCUGCCGCAAGAAGCCCAAGGCGCGGCAGUUCUUCCUCUUCAACGACAUCUUGGUCUACGGCAACAUUGUUAUCCAGAAGAAGAAGUACAACAAGCAGCACAUCAUCCCACUGGAAAGUGUCACUAUCGACACAGUGCCGGACGAGGGCGACCUGCGCAACGGCUGGCUCAUCAAGACGCCCACCAAGUCCUUCGCUGUCUAUGCUGCCACCGCCACCGAGAAGUCAGAGUGGAUGAACCACAUAGGGAAAUGUGUGGGAGACUUGCUACAGAAAAGCGGCAAGUCACCUACUGGAGAGCACGCCGCCGUCUGGGUGCCUGACUCGGAGGCGACGGUGUGCAUGCGCUGCCAGAAGGUGAAGUUCACACCUGUCAGCCGCCGCCACCACUGCAGGAAGUGUGGCUUUGUGGUCUGUGGGCCGUGCUCAGAUAAGAAGUACCUCCUGCCCAGCCAGUCGUCCAAACCUGUUCGAGUCUGCGAGUACUGCUACGUGCAGCUGACGUCGGGAAGCCUGGCGCCGCGGUCAGACUCCAUCGGCCGCGGGGCGUCAAAAUUCAACAACCUGUCGGACGAUGAGGAUGAAGACGACAGCAGUGACUGAGGGACGCACCGUCCUCCCCGCAGCCUGUCCCGUCCCCUUGACGAGGAGGAAAUACUCUGCUCCUGAGUUCUUUCUCCUCUGAUCACUGAGUCAGGCUCCGCCGUGAGAUGAACUCCACCCCUGAGGAUUAAUUCAUUAAAUUUUUGUCGGACUUGGAGGCUCCUGCAAAACCUACAGUUUUAUUUUUCUUCCCUCUAAUUCCUGCAGGGACGAAUAUUUUCCUGAGCGUCGUGAUAAAUCAGUGAGAUGUGGAAUUAACCAGGUGACCAGCAGGACUGUGAGGAGGAAGGGAAAAUGUCGCACUGGACUGUUAAUUAGGCUGCAGUUCAUCACUACAGAACAAUGGUGCUAAUGAGCAACUCCCUCUGUCCUCUUCUUAAAUUAAUUUCAGCUUUUAGAGGAUUCUUUUGUUUUCUGUCCAUGAACUACACAAGGUGACUGUUGUUACUUCUGCAGGGAAAAGCAAAUGUUUGGGCUCUAACCUUUAUCUCCUCUGUCUUUCAGGUAUUCCAUCAAACUUUUUUCUAACAGAGUUUGGUGUUUUUCUGCCCUUUUAUAAAUCUGUCUCCGUUUUUAUAAACAACAAAAUGAAGACAUUACUUUGAACUCAGCAUUUCUUGUCAACGUAAUUUCGCUGCUUCUGACAAAUCAGCUGAAGCUUGUCUUCACAGUCAGUAUGUUUGUCCCAAAAACUAACUCUACCUUCUAGAGUGUGGUCACACGGUGCCUUAUAAAAAAGUUGAGCUGCAAAAACAGGGAUGACAUGAUGACUUUGACUCUGAAACACAUCAAACAGGGAGCAGUUGAACAUUUACAGCAGGGAUAUCACCAAGUUUUAGUUCCGGUUGUGCAUUGUUGAAAAGACGCAAUUGCCAUGCAUUCUUUUGAGGGCACAGCGAGGAGAAUGUAGAUUUUCUUUCAGGUUCAUGACUUUUAAAAUCAGUAAAGCUGUUUUCAGACAUGAACUCAACAUGAAAAUUAUAUUCAGUCAUUUUGUGUAGUUUAUCUUUCUCAUGUGAAGAAGCAGCAGGUCUCACAUAAAGACCCUUUGGAUAAUUUCAGGAGUAUGUUCGUACUUCAGUGCAGGUCUGAAAACAGCAUCUGAUUAAAUGAACGAAGGGAAUCGGGGACUGAACGAGAACAACUCCAGACCACCUGACCGGUCAGACCCUGGUCGGCAAAUCAAAGACAUGGAGGUUGAAGAAGCUGGUGUAGAACAAACUGCAGUAAUUUCUGAGCUUGUUAUAAUUCACACAUGGAGUGUAGGUGAAUAGAGUUUGAUGCUGGUAUGUCAACAACAGGAACAUCCCUGCUCGUAUUAUGAGUCUGACAGAUCCAGGGGCACGUUAGAAAUGGUGACGGAGCGCAUGCAUGAAAGAAACAACAUCUCCUGUGCGUUUUCACCACAGGCAGUAAAUGUCACCAAAUGUGUUCAGAUAGAAUUUGUCUAGUGGACAACAUGACUAUGAAACGAAUUUAAACCAGUGACAUCAGGAAACAGAAGAAGAACAUGUGGCUCUCUGUAAACUUACAGGUCAUUUAGUCCCUGGUGUCAGAGAAGACGUUUGAUUUAAGAUCUGUUCAGAGGCUGCAAUGUGUUUAAAGUUCUCCCGUUGGGAUGUUUGUGUGGACGACUCCUGUGAAAGAAUGAAACCAAAUGCAAUAAUCCUUCAGUACAGGAGCCGCCCUGUGUUUUCUUUUGCCAUCACUAAUUUGUCCUGAUUCAGCAGGUGAGGUUGUUUGCAUUUACUGGAACAGCAGUAAAUCAGUCUUCCUGUCGGUGACUCUUCCCUUUGCCGAGGUCAGAGGGCAAUGCCAUGUCGCAAAACAAACGCACCCUCUCUGAACUUGGCUCCUCCCAUCUGGGGAGUUGUAAAACCUUGCUGGAACUUUUUUCUUCUCCCUUUUCUCUCCUUCCUUCCUUCUUUCUUUCCUCGUGUCCUUUCUUCCUUCCUUCUUUUUUCAGCACCAUAACUUUCCAUUGGAAACGCGCCGUCUACUGAUUAUAUGACGUCUGCGUCCGUGACCUAGAUCAUGUAAUGAGUCACGGAACCAGGGAGAAAGGCUCCUUGCUUUGGGAAAUGUUGGUGAGCUACCUACUGCAGCCGGCAGAGGAUUCUGCUUUUCUCACAGAUGUUCAUGUGGUCAGUUUCAGUUGGAGUUUCUCUUCCCUGCGGGGACUCUGAAGGGUUUUUGUUCCUUUUUAAACAGGCAACAUGUAAAACACCUGCAGGCAGAAGUGACUCAUCUCACACCCCACAAAAAAAACACAUGACCUAUACUUAUUAUGGCAGCAGAAACCUUUUUAAUUCAUUUAUAUUCCUUUAUAAUACAUUAACAAAUUUUUUAAAAGUUGUUUUAUUUGUUUAUUAGUUUCAAAAAUAAAAUUCCAACUUCACAGAGAGAGUGAGGUGCUGAGUGUGAUUUGGGUCCAAGUGGUUCGACUGUCACAGCCGCUCUUCCACACGUGUGUUUCGAAGUAACUGAAGUUGUGCAGGAACCAGAAUAAAUGUCAGUUUUUGGAAUAAAACCCUUCAGAUGAGCAUGAAACUAUGGAAACCUUUACUGCAUCUUUACCUGAGAUAAAACAGCGAAGAAACACGUCAGUGCAUCUUAAAUACGAACAGUUUGCUGAGUUAUGGCUGCUUCAUCUGCAUGAAUCAGCAUUUUUUCAGAGGUUCUUAAAGUGACAGAACAGGGAGAAGAAGGGAUCAUUUUCUGUUUUUUUCAGUUUUUAUUUGAAGCGGAUGUUAAUGUUCACGUCGCUGCAAUAACACCACCUGGAAAAUGAAAACAGUGAUGAAGAUAACCAACCAGCUGCUCUUCCUCCUCACUGUGGCCGAGGAGACGACUUCACCGUCCAAACCAGAAGCACAAAGUGUAUUUCUGUGGAUUGCACUUAAAGUCGGCACAUGGACUCAGAUCCACAGUGACUGUCGGACGUCUCUUUUUUCUUUUCUUUUUUUUUUUAUCGAUAUUUUCUUUUGUUUUAAUCCUGAUGAUUAUUUUUUUGUAUAUUUGUACAUAUUUGUUUUGGGUUCUUAUGUUUUUGUUGUACAGCUAUGAUCAGUUCUGAAAUGACGCUGUUUCAGUUCUUCCUCCUCGUCUUUUUCCAUAUGAGCGUCUUUCUAAACGCAGUGAUCAGUGAUUCCUGAACUCGGCACAAACUGGUGACAUGUUCGCACAUCUGUAUUUUAACCCCUCCCUGUUCCCUGGGGAGGUCGGAGCUCAGUAGCAGGUCCUCGUCAUGCUCAAAGAUACUUCAGCUUCUGGUUCAGCGUUAUCAUGCACUUUAGUAACCGGGUUAUGGUCGACUUUCUCCUGUAACAUCACUGGAUUCACAGCCAGGUUUCCUCCUCGUGUGCACGUGGUUUCCAGAUUCUAACAGAGACGUGUACAGAAUGAAGGCUGCAGACAGGAUGAGUGUGACAGCAGCUGGGUAAACGAGACACACUCAGGCUGCCUCUUAUUUCAUGCUUAAAAUGGAAGAAAAUUGAUUCUGGCUCCAAAUUUUUGUUUCUGCUUAAUUAUUUGCUUUUUUGCUCCUUGAGAAAAAACUCAGUCUGCUCCAACACAGAAAAAUAAGUGAGUAACGAUUCCAAACAUAAAGAAGACGACAGAGAGGAAACCUGGUUACAGACCUGCGUGUUCAUGUGGAUUUACAGGAAGCGGGUUAUUUGAACAACCUGAUUUCAUUCCGAGGAACCUGGUUGCUCAAGUUGCAUGUGAACGCUUCAUUCGUCUACUCGCAGCUCCUGCUGCUGUUUAAAAGAUUACAGAGUGUUAAUCACUGCUGCGGUUUGGUAUUUAACGAUCCAGCUGUUUGUUCACACUGAGCAGCCUCUGACACAUGGCUCACUUCUGUCGAGUGUAUUUUGGUUUUCUUUGUUAUAAGAAGGAUUCUAAAAAGAAACUGAGCGACAAAACAAGACCUGG